GGGAGGGCCAAUGGCAGGAGGCUCCGCUCCGCGCGGCCCCUUCCCGCCGGGCGCACUGAGGCGGCUUCCGGCCGGGACUGAGGCGGGGGCGGCGCUGUGGGGCGGUGCUGGGGGGCUCGGCCUUGGGGAGCGGAAUUCUUGGCCUUGAACUACUAACAUCAUUGCUACCUAAGAUGCAUCCAGAUCUGUCUCCUCAUCUGCACACUGAAGAAUGUAACCUAGUUAUCAGUCUGCUCAAGAAAUGUCACAAGGAGCACAACAUUUUGAAAUUUUUUGGAUAUUGCAAUGAUAUUGACCGUGAGAUGCGGAAGUGCCUAAAGAAAGAGUAUGAAGCAAACAGGGUCAAGAACCAGGAGACACGACGGAGAAUAAUUAAUGCUCAUAAAAAUGCUGAGAAGUGAGCUGCACUGUAGCUGGACAGCUGCAUCUUGAUAGUGACACUCAUGUGAAAGUCGACAGAAUAUUUCUUUCAGAUCACCACUGUUGAACCUAUUGUUUGUGACAUGAUGGAAAAAUAAAUGUACUUAAACCAUACUUAUUUCUACAAAGUCAAACUGAAUGUGGAAAAAAAAAUGGAAAUAAUAAAUGAUCACCCGUAAGUUAAUUUUUGACCUCGAAAAGGAAAAUAUUGUGGCAAUUCUUCGUUCUGGCAUGGUUUUGUUACGACUGUGAAGUAAUGAUGAAUCAGUGUGUGUAGAGUAUUAUGUAUUCAGAGCUGCAUGUAUUCCCAACCUUGUGUUGAGUUGCAUUUAUUCCUUCAUGUUUAGCAGUUUUUCCUUUUUUUCCUGCAAAACAUUGAAUGACUUUUCAUUCACUCCUUGUAAUGUUGUGAUAACACUGCUUAAAUGAAUUAUUAAAAGUAGAUUUUUAAAGCAACAUGGCUUGAAAUUGGCAGUGGCCUAUCAAGCAAUAAGUGGAGUUCUGGUAUUUUUAUUGGAACCCAAAUCAUGAAGUGACCAUCUUCUGUUGAGAACACUAAAAUGUCUUUAGAAACUCUGAAUGAACAUUUUUCAGGGGUUUACAGAGCAUUGCCUUGAUUUUAUACUGAGUGUAAUCAGUGUAUGCUGAGUAAUUCUGAAGAGGAACACUGCCAAAAAUACAAGCUACAUUGUUCUUCCACAUAAGCUGGUACUAAAGGGGAAGUCAAGUAAUGUGCAGCAUGUUCUAGGUGAUACUGCUUGGCAGGAGCGUUGGAUUAGAUGAUCUUCAGAGGUCUCUUCCAACCUCAGCCAUUGCAGUUGUGGAGCUGCUUUUCUGUGUAUCUGCUUAUUUUUAAAUGACUUCUGUUUGGCCUAGCCAAGAAAAAAAAACUAUUAAAAAGUUGGAUUUAUUGAGCUAAAUAUAAGUGUCUUGAACCCUUUUGAAGAAAGAGUGCCUAUUCUCCAAUCAAUUCCACAGUUUGUUAUCAGAAUCAUUGUUGAUACACAGUUAUUCAUGCAUCUGUUUUUUUUGAACAAAGCUGUAUUUUCUUCUAUUUUGAAAAAUUAAUUAGAAGAAUUUUACUUAUCUUUCAAUGCCUAGAUCGAUCUGGUUAAAUUGGUGAAAACUUGACCACAACUGUAUCCUUGUGGAAAGUAAGAGAGAGUUCCAAGAAAAACUGAAAUAACUCUUGCUGCAUGUUUUGAUGUGCUCUCUGUGUUCUUAGAACAAGUAAACGAUGCAUUAUGUGAAUUAAAUACCUGAGUGGUUGGAA
Molecule: messenger RNA, 1693 nt
Organism: Oxyura jamaicensis (ruddy duck)
Lineage: Eukaryota; Metazoa; Chordata; Aves; Anseriformes; Anatidae
Gene: CMC2
Product: C-X9-C motif containing 2
Exons: 4
Coding region: 174-401 (75 amino acids)
Cellular component (GO): mitochondrion
Source: RefSeq, a predicted model, not a curated record